Prorocentrum cordatum is the source of this 1340-nucleotide messenger RNA. The record is from the annotation of a GenBank genome assembly. NCBI's taxonomy places the organism in Eukaryota, Dinophyceae, Prorocentrales, Prorocentraceae.
GUCGCGAUGUAUGCAGAAACUGGCAAGUUCCUACAACAGCCACGGUCACGGCCACACGCCUCAUCACGGAGUUCAACUACGAAGUCCAGAUGGGCGUGCGGUUCCUUCACAGCCUCAUUGACAGGCCACAACUCCAGCGAAUCGUCAUGCACCGCAUUGACGCCUGCACGCGGUGGUCGGCGAACGGCGUCCUCAACGACAAGGGGGAGAUCACGCUGUACACCCGCAUCAGUGAGUUAUGGGUUACCAUGCACGGGCCUAUGAGGAUCUUGGUCCAAGACGGAGAAUCUGGCAUGAAGGGCAGAGCAGUGGCGGAUUGGGCGGAGGCGAACCGUAUCCAGCUCAAGCGCCGGCCUCCCGGUUCGAAAGCUUGGAUUGCAGAGCGGCGCCAACAGAUCCAACGCAAAACCUUCCACUCCACUGAAGGCCAGAUGCAGAAAGAGGGCAUUGAUGCCCCUGUAGAAAAGACGCUGGCGACCGUCACGUUCGCGCACAAUGCCUUGGCGAACGCCGAUGGGAGCGCGGCGUGCAAAGCCUUGCACGGCAGGGCGCCCACUGUCCUCAUCACCUUCGGCGGCGCGACGGAGGCGGAGCGUGGUCAUCGAUUUCCUCGCGGCGAGGCGCCGGCUCGCAGUCGAGCGCGAAUCAGAGAGAUCGCCGUGGCCAAGAUCGCGGAGCGCACAGCAAAAGACCGCCUACGGCGAGCAGACCACCACAGGACGAGACCUGCUCUGGAACUCACGAAGUUGAAGGUCGGACAACAGGUCGACAUCUGGUUCGAGCCGUCGUCUGAAGACGUGAGCGGCUGGCGGGGGCCAGCGGGGGCCAAGACGAUCCAGCAUGACGAGAACGCUGUGGCGGUGCGCUACCAGGGCAGGACCCUUGACCGACGUGGCCAAGAGGUGCGGGAGCACGUGGCCUACCUAAUCUUCCUGAUCAGCCAGAAACAGCACCACCACGCACAAUGGACUACAUUGCGCGACGCGUGCGAGAACCUGCGCAUCAAGGCGGUGAAAGUGCACGGACUUGUGUACCACGGCGACACACGCAACCCCGGUUGGCAUCUGACGAAGACCAGCCAGACGAAAUCAGGACACCAGGUUUUGGAAGCAGGCCUCUUUGUGGCAUCCACGGUGGUUCGCAUUGCAGAGUGCACCACUGUGAGACUUCGGGGGGUGUCCUCCUUGCAGCUGCUCCUGAACUUCAGUUGCAUUGAACUGUGGAUCUGGCACUCUACGCUCCAAGGCGGGGGCGAAGACAAUCCUCCCAUGGUGUUUGACAGUGCGGGCGGCGACCUCGACAAGAGCAUCGAUAUCAAGAACUUUGUCGGCAACGACCCG